CUGCGCAUGCGUCAGAGGAUGUUUGAAGCUCUUCGCGAUGGCUGCCGACAGUGCUCAACUGUUAGGUCUGGUGGAAGAAUUUGUAUCGGGACAAGUUGACGGUUCAGCUGCAAAUGUCGCGACAGGUGUCAAGGCUGGACAGUUCUCCAUACUUCAACUGGUUGAAGCACUUGGGUUGAGUUUAACAAGCUCUCAGACUCAGACACGUGGCCGAGGGGUGCAGCUCCUCUCGCAAGUCCUGCAGGAAUGCUACAGCAGCCUUUCAGAGAGCGAAGUGAAGGACCUGGUGUUGUUUUACGAGAACAGGUUAAAGGAUCACUACGCCAUCACUCCGCAUGUCCUCUGCGGACUCACCGCUCUAGCGAAGUGCACAGUGCUGCCUUCUGGUGCAGCAGUUUCUAUUCUGAAAGCCCUUUUCCAGGAUGUGCAUGUGCAGUCCCUGAUGUUGACCGAACGCGCAUGUGUCUACAACAUACUCAUCAGUCUCAUGGACUCGAGAGAGGAAGAGCUGAAAGAUUUGGGUCCAGACUUUGUGUUUGGAUUUGUGCAGGCUGUCGAUGGAGAACGUGAUCCUCGCAACCUGCUGCUGGCCUUCCAGAUAGCCAGAAACAUCAUCUACAGAGGUUAUGACCUCAAUCAGUUUACAGAGGAACUGUUUGAAGUCACAUCCUGCUACUUCCCGAUAGACUUCACGCCUCCGCCCAACGACCCUCACGGCAUCACACAGCAGGACCUCAUCCUGGCUCUACGGGCCGUUCUAACAGGCACGGCACGAUUCGCAGAGUUCCUGCUGCCAUUACUUAUCGAGAAGCUUGACUCAGACGUCCAGAACGCCAAGGUGGACUCCCUGCAGACGCUGGCUGCUUGUGCACCUGUUUACGGACACAAAGAGCUGGCCGAGUUCCUCCCAGGCCUCUGGUCCUCCAUACGCAGAGAGGUAUUCCAGACGGCGAGUGAGCGAGUCGAGUCAGCGGGUCUCUCGGCUCUUAGUGCUAUCACAUCCUGCCUGUCUCGCACCGUCCUUACGUCAGACUCGGGAGACGCUCUGCAGACGUUCCUGGAGCUCGUCCUCCAAGACUGUCAGCACCAUCUGUGUGAGCCGGAUCUGAAGCUGGUGUGGCCGAGCGCUAAGCUGCUGCAGGCUGCAUGUGGUGCCUCCUACAGGGCGAGCCUCAUAGUGACGGCAGUGGUGCUGCCUGUACUGUUUGAACAGUACAACUCCAGAACUCAGUGUGCUCAUCGGCGCACCUUGUUGGAGGUGUUGCAAGGCUUCAUCCAGUCCACUGUGAGCAGCCAGCCUGCAGAACGAGAGGAGAAUGUGCUGCUCCCUUUCCAGAAGUCUCUCAGCAGCAUGGUGUUUUCUGCUCUGGCUGAGUCCAACGCAAAUCUUCAAGUCACAGCUACAAAAGUUCUUGCCGCACUGGCCCAGCAGCCUGGCCUUUUAGAGGAGACGGAUGUGGAAAUAGCAGUGGAUCACCUGACUAGGCUUGUUGUAGAAGAGGAUGAUGCGCAAGUCAGUUUGGCAGUAAUGGACUGCGCUGGAUCGCUGGCUCGUCUCCAUCCUGCUGUCUUCACUUCCCGAAUGGUUCCGAGACUGAAGGAUGAAAUAUUCACAGGAGACGCCUCCAGUCCCGCUCCGGGUCGGAGCAAAGCGGCAUCACGGGAGCGCUGUGUCCAUGCUCUGGCCUUCAUCUCGUCUCAGCUCAGCUUGGUGCAGGAGAGCGCACCUGUACUACUGCAGGCAUUAGCUGCUGCACACAAAGGUAGCAGCAGUUUCUCAACAGAGGAGGCGAUUUGGGCGUGUCUCAGUCUGCAGAGGAUAGCCGAGCACGCCCAACACACAGUGGAAAUCGGUGAAUUUUUCCACAACGUCGUCAUUCCACGAUUACUUGGUCUGUCCCUGCAUGCGGCUCUGGAGAGUCAAAAGUGCUCUGGACAUGCGAGUCCCCUCACAGAAGAGACAGUGCUUUCUGCUAUAGUUCCUGUCAUAAGCACUGCUUGUGCGGCGCUCCAACCAGAACCUGCUGCUCAUAUGGCUGCCCAGGCCAUUUCCCUGUUCUUAGACGGAGACGUGUCCUUCCUGCCAGAAAACGCCUACCCAAACCAGAUUCAGCUGCUCCAGAUCCAGUCAGACUGCUGCUCCCAGUCACAGAUGGUGUGUUUGCUCAUGGCCUCGGUGUGUUCCCUUUCACAACAGGUGGAGAUUCCUCACAUCGACAGGCUUCUAGUCCAGUUGGAGGAGCUGAUAUUCACAUGUACACACCCGUUCUCCUACACAUCCGCAGCAAAGUGUUUCGCCGGCCUGAUCAACAAAAGAGCAGCAGGCCAAGCCCUGGAUGCUGUUCUGGAGAAGACUUUGAAAAGAAUAAAUACGACGUUAGACUGUGAAUCCUCGGCACAGCGAGUUCAAGCCUUCACUCUACUAAUAUGGGUGGUCAAGGCUUUGCUUCUGCGUUACCAUCCUCUAUCUGUCAACUUAAUUGACAAGCUCUUCUGCCUUCUGAGUGAUGAUCAGUUAGGUUCUCAGGCAGCGGACAGUUUCUCGCUACUCAUGAGCAAUUCUCCAGAUGUGCUGAACCGCAGCUGCCAUGCUAACGUGCGCAUUAUGUACCGCCAGCGAUUCUUUAACGAGAACUCUGCUAAACUUGUCCAAGGCUUCAACAGCGCAGAACAAGAGAAGCGGUCUGUGUUUCUGAAGGCCUUGUCACACAUCGUGAAUAAUCUGCCCAGACAAGUGCAACUCACAGAGCUUCCUGCUUUGCUGCCCCUACUUCUAGAAGCACUGUCCUGUCCCGAUGAGGCGGUGCAACUCUCCACUCUCUCCUGCCUUCAGCCAUUGCUCCUGGAACCUCCACCUGCUCUCACCGCACAGCUGGAGGCUCUUUUCACCCGCCUGCUCGCUCUAACCACCAGCCCUGCCAUGAAAGUGAGGAUUUCUGCCCUGCGCUGCAUCCACGCCCUCACCCACCUGCCUAGUCACAUGGUGUUGCCUUUCCGUGCCAGGGUCCUGCGCUGUCUUGCUAAGCCUCUAGAUGAUAAGAAGAGACUGGUGAGGAAGGAGGCAGUGGCAGCGCGGAGUGAAUGGUUUUUGUUAGGGAAUCCAGGAGGAAGGUGAAGUCCAGAGCAAAAAGCCAGUCACAAAAGUUCACCCGCCGUUUCUUCCAUACAAUCCUACUCAUUUGGUCGCCCCACAUCGCUCUAAUUAAUUCCACGCAACGGGAGUGAAGGUAGCUUCCUGUCUAGGCAUCAAGAAUACUCAAAGAGGAAGGAAUGUAUUAAUAUAACGCACUGAGGUGGAGGUGGAGCUCACUCCUGCCAUGUUUUCUCCCUGGUCUGAGAUGAACAUGGCCUAUGGAAUGUUUUUUUACUUUUUCACUACAGUUUCUUUUUGUAUGAACAAAAUUGCCCUGCUUAAAUUGGACAACUGAGCCAUCAAAAAUGCCAUUCUGUGAGAUUCUACAUAUGAGAGGAAAUCAAGAACUGCAGCAAAUUAUUUACAAUAUAAAAUAAAUGUUGUGCUGUCACACUAGGAAUGCUGAAAAAAAAAAAACCCUCCCACAUCACCACCACCACCACACAACUACCAGUCCUACCUAGUAACCGCUAACUCAGUUUGGUAUCUAGAUUAGAUUUAAUAAGACUAGUUAACGCAGGUGAUGAGGGACAAUAAGGUCUUGGUUGGAUCCUGAUCUCAGGUUACUGCCUGUGUAGAGAUUGACCUACUGGUGGUAGAUGAUUAGCUUUGCUAAAUUGCCCCUCAGGGUGAAUUUACAUAUGUACAAUACAUCAUGCUGGACUGACUUCCAAUUACAGGGUGCUUCCUUCCCACUUCAUGCACAGUGUUCCCAGGAUACGCUCCAUGUCCAUCAUGAUCCUGACCAGGAUAACGUUCUUACUGAAGAUGAAGUUAAUAAGCAUCAAAAAAUAUGUCUCGCUUACUUUCACUUUGCCUGACUGACUGCUUUAAAAACAAACAAACAAACAAACAAACAAACAAAAAAAAAAAAAAAGAAGACAUUUUCUGGAAACUUGCAAGUAUUGCAUUCUUUGUCUUUUCCAUAGGGUUACAUGUUAAAAAAUAUUUUAACCUUUUCUCAUAAGUUUGAUUUCCGUUCUCAGAGCCGUAGUCUCAAUUUGUUGUUCGUUUCAUUUCACUGGAAAGACUAACGCCGAAGCCUCACAAGAUUGCCAAGGAUAUAUAUAGCGGACGAUAUUUAAUGUCAAUAAAUUUUUGUAAAUGUGUAAAAUGGAAUUAAACCCCAUUAUUAUA
This is a messenger RNA of Hemibagrus wyckioides, 4270 nucleotides long. RefSeq names its product MMS19 homolog, cytosolic iron-sulfur assembly component (gene mms19). Gene Ontology annotation, cellular component: cytosolic [4Fe-4S] assembly targeting complex; MMXD complex. The transcript is spliced from 31 exons. Bases 38 to 3115 code for a protein of 1025 amino acids. The record is from RefSeq and is a predicted model, not a curated record. Gene Ontology annotation, biological process: iron-sulfur cluster assembly. Lineage: Eukaryota; Metazoa; Chordata; Actinopteri; Siluriformes; Bagridae.